AUGAAUGCGCUGGCAUCCGCUCACACUGGCGACGUGAGGGGGCCCUCGCUCAGCCAAGAGGUCGCAGGCGAAGACGGCAAUGAUCAGCGUUCAGAUGGCAUCGGCAAGGCGGCUCAGGGACUGAUUGAUGUGGAGAGUUCCCAAACGAUUUUCAAGCUGGAAACACAGUCAGUGUACGGCAGCGCCUUCGCGUUCCCGCAGAUUGCCAGAAGCUCUGGCUACCGGGGGAUGUUUGUGGCCUUGUGGUGCCGGGCGUACUUGGCAUUGGGGCUGAACUACCUGGUGCAAUUUGCACUAGUGAUGUUUGUGGGCGAAGCAACCCAGAUCAUGAACCCGCUGGGCGGACAGAUGCACCUUUGCGACUUCGGCGCAGAUUUAGAUGUAUGCAAGGGCCCAGACGCACCGUUCCAACCACGGUGCACUGGUCCUGGGGGGACCCAGUUUUCACCUCCGCGACUCUAUGGCUACACACAGUGGGCCGUGCAGAAAUUCACCAAGCAGGCGCUCCUGGAUGUGCUACCAGACCAAGAAGGCCUCAUCAACGAGAAGGUUGAUCCUGGAGAAUAUGGGCUAGAGAACCGCAGCUGCCGUUGGCUGUGCUUGCUGCUCUUCGCCCUGUCAGUGAACCACGAGAUCCAAGUUUGCCUUCGCAUGAUCGCCAUGUUCUGGUACCUGCCAAGCGAUCCAGACAAGUGCGACUGGAUCGAGAUCGACAAGCAGCACAAGGCUAGCUACCGUAUUGCCGGCAUGCCCAUCCACUGGAAGCUCAUCACGGGCCUGACUGUGCUGAUCCCCAAGGGCACGACCCUUCUGAUGGACACAUCGGGCAUCUUGGACACCGUCCUGGGCGCCAUGUCGAUGGCUUUCAUCUUGAACGUGGACGAGAUGCUUCACGACUGCAUGAUCACCCACGCCGGCCGGAACGUCAUGGACGGCAUCCGGGGGCUUCGGGACGAGCCUGAUUCAGAAGGUGCCGAUGACGCUGAAGCUGGUCCGAGGUAUCAUGACAAGGGCCCCAAAGUCUUCGACUUGUUCAGGCAGGUGGUCCCCCUACGUCUCCUGAUGACCCUCAUGGUUAUGGGGGUCUUCAUCCACCGGUAUUACCGGUUCAAGUGCGUCUACAAGGAGGAGCUGGGCUUGUGGGUCUCCAAAGACAUGUACCUUCCGGAGAGAGCUUCCUACUCGCUCACAGACUUCAUCUUCAACGGCAUGCUACACACUGUGGAGAGCAGCUCAAAGCCUUUCUGGACAAUGCCCACCCCGCCACACCUUCAGUAG
Symbiodinium natans is the source of this 1278-nucleotide messenger RNA. The record is from the annotation of a GenBank genome assembly. Lineage: Eukaryota; Dinophyceae; Suessiales; Symbiodiniaceae.